Lemur catta (Ring-tailed lemur) is the source of this 1623-nucleotide messenger RNA. RefSeq names its product tyrosine-protein kinase SRK2-like. Gene Ontology annotation, cellular component: extrinsic component of cytoplasmic side of plasma membrane. Gene Ontology annotation, biological process: cell surface receptor protein tyrosine kinase signaling pathway; innate immune response; cell differentiation. The record is from RefSeq and is a predicted model, not a curated record. NCBI's taxonomy places the organism in Eukaryota, Metazoa, Chordata, Mammalia, Primates, Lemuridae. Gene Ontology annotation, molecular function: signaling receptor binding; non-membrane spanning protein tyrosine kinase activity; ATP binding.
AUGGGAGUACUUUUCAAGCGUUACCAGGCCGGCUCCUUUCUCAUCAGAGAGAAAACCAGCAAAGGUGCCUUCUUCCUGUCUGUGAAGGAUGUCACCGCCCAGGGGGAAAUAGUCAAGCACUAUAAGAUCCGCUCCCUGGAGGAAGGGGGCUGCUACAUCUCCCUCCGGGUCACCUUCCCCUCGCUCCAGGCCCUGGUGCAGCACUACCGCAAGAAAGGGGAUUGUUUGUGCCAGAGGCUGACCGUGCCCUGCGUCAGCCUUGCUCCUCAUAACCCCUGGGCCCAGGACAAGUGGGAGAUCCCCCGGCAGUCUCUCAGGCUGGUCAGGAAACUCGGAUCAGGGCAGUUUGGCGAAGUCUGGAUGGGCUACUACAGAAACAAUGUGAAGGUGGCCAUCAAGACCUUGAAUGAGGGAAGGAUGUCUCCGGAAGCCUUCCUGGGUGAGGCGAACCUGAUGAAGGCUCUGUAGCACGAGAGGCUGGUCUGGCUCUACACCAUGGUCCCCAAGGAGCCCAUCUAUAUUGUCACCGAGUAUGUGGCCAGAGGGUGCCUGCUGGAUUUCCUGAAGACAGACUACGGUGGCAGACUGUCCCUCCCAAGACUGAUCGACAUGUCAGCCCAGAUCACCGAAGGGAUGGCGUACAUCGAGCACAUGAAUUCUAUCCACCGCUACCUAUGGGCGGCCAACAUCCUGGUGUCUGAGACCUUGUGUUGCAAAAUCGCUGACUUCGGUUUGGCCAGGAUCAUCGACAGUGAAUACACUGCCCAGGAGGAGGCCGGCUCCUUUCUCAUCAGAGAGAAAACCAGCAAAGGUGCCUUCUUCCUGUCUGUGAAGGAUGUCACCGCCCAGGGGGAAAUAGUCAAGCACUAUAAGAUCCGCUCCCUGGAGGAAGGGGGCUGCUACAUCUCCCUCCGGGUCACCUUCCCCUCGCUCCAGGCCCUGGUGCAGCACUACCGCAAGAAAGGGGAUUGUUUGUGCCAGAGGCUGACCGUGCCCUGCGUCAGCCUUGCUCCUCAUAACCCCUGGGCCCAGGACAAGUGGGAGAUCCCCCGGCAGUCUCUCAGGCUGGUCAGGAAACUCGGAUCAGGGCAGUUUGGCGAAGUCUGGAUGGGCUACUACAGAAACAAUGUGAAGGUGGCCAUCAAGACCUUGAAUGAGGGAAGGAUGUCUCCGGAAGCCUUCCUGGGUGAGGCGAACCUGAUGAAGGCUCUGUAGCACGAGAGGCUGGUCUGGCUCUACACCAUGGUCCCCAAGGAGCCCAUCUAUAUUGUCACCGAGUAUGUGGCCAGAGGGUGCCUGCUGGAUUUCCUGAAGACAGACUACGGUGGCAGACUGUCCCUCCCAAGACUGAUCGACAUGUCAGCCCAGAUCACCGAAGGGAUGGCGUACAUCGAGCACAUGAAUUCUAUCCACCGCUACCUAUGGGCGGCCAACAUCCUGGUGUCUGAGACCUUGUGUUGCAAAAUCGCUGACUUCGGUUUGGCCAGGAUCAUCGACAGUGAAUACACUGCCCAGGAGGGUGAGCAGAGCCCCACAACUGCAGGGGAGACCUUGGGCCUUACCUCCCCGACUCCCCAAAGCCUCUUGACAUUACAUGGUACGGCCCCAUGUGCAAAGACCUGA